GCUAUAAUUAUAUAUAGGUAGAGUGGUCGAGCCGAGAGCUCCAUGCGUUCAUAUAGAGAUAAACACAAAUAGACGCUCAGCGAAAACAUUUUCUCUGGUUAUAUUUCGGAAUCCAUUCAAUUUACAGAAGUGAAGUAAUGAAAGAAGUUGUGCCGGAAAUGAUUCUUCUUCAUCUGCUCUUGCUUAAUAUCUAUGUGCCUUUGUCUAUGAUCGGUCCAUAUGAAUCCAUAGGCAGUUCUGAUGCAGUACUAAAAAGGCAUUUCAUUUCUUCUUUAUAUGUCUCUCCAAGUACAGAUCUUCAGCCUCUUGCAACACCACAUGCACCUUCACCACUGAUGCCUUUCACAUAUAACGGCUUGCCAAAUUUUUCUGGAUGUUGUAUGUUGAACUUUUUUUCAGCUGAAAGUAUAUCAAGUGUGAUAGCAACGGAUUGCUGGUCUUCCCUAGCACCAUAUCUUGCAAAUGUGGUUUGUUGUCCUUAAUAUGAGGCCAGCCUUGUAGU
Messenger RNA from Coffea eugenioides, 502 nucleotides. RefSeq lists its product as uncharacterized. Lineage: Eukaryota; Viridiplantae; Streptophyta; Magnoliopsida; Gentianales; Rubiaceae. The transcript is spliced from 3 exons. Gene Ontology annotation, cellular component: plasma membrane. The coding region runs from base 138 to 482 and encodes 114 amino acids. The record is from RefSeq and is a predicted model, not a curated record.